AUGAUUACUUUGAAAGUGAGUUUCAGAGGCACUGUUCUUCCUUCUUCAUCACCUCAAACUUCCUGGCAUCACUCUUCAGAUUCAGUCUCUUUUUCACUCCCCAAGAAAUCACUGACAGCCAAUUUUCCAAACACCACUAUACUAUGUCAUCAGAAUCUUCGUGUCCAAGCUUCUUUUGGAGAGAAAACCAGGCCUUCAGUCUCCGCAAUAGUGGCAACUGGUCUGCAAGAGGUUCUUCCACCAGCUCUUACUUCCAGCUCAGUCCCACCUACACUCUUUGAUGGGAAAACAAGGUUGUAUGUAUCUUACACAUGCUCAUUUGCUCAGCGCGCAUGGAUUGUCCGGAACUUGAAAGAAUUGGAGAAGAAGAUAAAAUUAGUUCCUCUUGAUCUGCUAGACAGGCCUUCUUGGUACAAAGAAAAAGUGAACUCUACUAACAAGGUUCCAUCAUUGGAACACAAUAACAAAAUCAUACUAGAGAGUCUUGAUUUGAUCAAGUAUAUCAACAGCAAUUUUGAAGGGCCUUCACUGUUCCCUGAUGAUCCUGCAAAGAGAGAAUUUGCAGAAGAUUUGUUUUCCUACACCGACUUCUUCAACACUUCUGUGUUUUCAUUUUUUAAAGGAGAUGGAACUGAGGCAGAUGCCGGUGCUACAUUUGACUAUAUUGAAACUGCUCUAACCAAAUUUGAAGAUGGACCUUUCUUUCUCGGCCGAUUUAGUCGGGUGGAUAUAGCUUAUGCUCCAUUCGUUGAGAGAUUUCAGCCUUUUGCAUUGGAUGUGAAGAAAUUAGACAUAACUGCAGGCAGGCCUAAACUGGCAGCAUGGAUUGAGGAGAUGGACCAAAACGAUGCUUACAAUAGAACCCGCCGUGAUCCUAAAGUGCAUGUUGAAAUCUACAAGUGCCGCUUUCCGGUAACUUUUCUCUACUGCAAUUUAGGAAGUCAAAUUCAGAGAUGUUGCCAGUUCUCAAAUUAUUUCAUGGUUGUGCAGGCUCAGGUCUGCAAAUCAAUGGAAAAGUUUGCUUCAAAUAGAUUUUGCUUUAUGCAUGAUGAACCAAAUCAUGAAAGUCACUAA
This is a messenger RNA of Argentina anserina (silverweed cinquefoil), 1074 nucleotides long. RefSeq names its product glutathione S-transferase L3-like. Gene Ontology annotation, molecular function: glutathione transferase activity. Lineage: Eukaryota; Viridiplantae; Streptophyta; Magnoliopsida; Rosales; Rosaceae. The record is from RefSeq and is a predicted model, not a curated record. Gene Ontology annotation, biological process: protein glutathionylation.